AUGUUUAUAAAUUGUCUCGUAGAAGGAAAAACCCCAGUCAAAACGUUAAUAGAUACAGAAUCUAAUAUUAUUAGUAAGAGGUUGUUUGAUAAGCUUGAAGAGGAUUAUGGGUUAGAAGGUGUAUCUGAUGACGAUUUGAUAGGUGAAGAAAUAAAAUGUUUAGACCUGCAAUUUUGCUAUAAAGGAAAGUGGCGAAGCUUAGAUGCUACCGAAGUAAUAGACUUUCAAAUUCGCAAAAAUCCAUCAUUCGAUCUGGUGUUAGGACAAGAAUGGUUAUGGAUGCAUAAAGCAAAAAUAAGCUUUGAAUUUUCUUUCGAAGCCCGUAGCCAUCAUGCUAAAAUUGAAAUAGAUGGUAUGAGUAUCCCAUUAAUCGAAGGAGGUAGCAAACCCACAGGUGACUCUUUGAGUCAUAAAGUCAGCUCCUCUAAAAAUAACUUAUCCAAAUCAACGGAAAGUAAACCUGGUCUAGCUCAAGAGGGGGUUAUGAAUAUAAUUAACAAAAUUCUCUUAAAUAUCGAAGAUAGAUUCGAAGAGUCACUACUUUGCAAUAAUAAACAACGAAUAUUUCACAACAUACCUCCUGUACCUCCACCAUCCAGAAGAUUAAAUGAUGAUGUACCCAAAAAUAGCAGAGCUAGCAAGAAUAAGAAAUAUCCUAAAGUAGAUUUAGGCGAUGGGUAUGGAAAGCUUUCAUUAAAAACGUACCUCAAUAAUAUUUGGAAGUCGGUUCAUUCUAUAGAAAAUGAUAUAGAGUAUGGAAUUUUUAAAAAACUCCGUAUUAUUGAGUAUAAACUAAGUUGUAUAAAUAAAGAAAAGUUACCAUGA
Diversispora eburnea is the source of this 825-nucleotide messenger RNA. The record is from the annotation of a GenBank genome assembly. Lineage: Eukaryota; Fungi; Glomeromycota; Glomeromycetes; Diversisporales; Diversisporaceae.